GGUGGUUGGCAGUGACGCGCGCGGGUCGGGUGAGCUCCUGUGACACGAGAUCGGGCAUUAUCGACACCAGGGGGAUCGGUGAUACCCCAACAAUGGCGCUCCGGUGGGCGCUUCUAGUCGCCUUGGCCGCAGUGCCCGCGGAGCCCGCGUCGAUGGCAUUCGGCUCCGGAGGCCGACACGCCCCGGUCAAUAUGGCGACGGGCCGGCACCUCCCCGACGACUGGAGCCAGUACGAGGAAUGGAAACAGCAGCAGCAGCAGCAGCAGCAGCAGCAGCAGGGCUCCUCCUGGCAGUCGCAGGGCAGCUGGUCCUCCGGGUCCUCCUGGGGACACGGCUCCGGGUCCACGCAGAGCGGGUCCUGGAUCCAGGGCAGCGGCACAGGGAACAUUGGCAGCGUGGUCAGCGCCAACGGCACCGUAAUCAGCAGCGGCAGCAGCAGCAGCGGCAGCAGCAGCAGCAGCUCGGCGACAGCGAGCGACGACUCUGCGCUGCCGUGUCCCGGCCCCGGCCCCGGCACGGAGUACUUCACCUAUCCCGGCAACUGCGCCAAGUUCUACCGCUGCGUGCCGCAGUCGGUGGACGGCACCGUCUUCAAGGCCUUCAGCUUCGACUGUCCGCCCGGAACCGCCUUCGACGCCGCCAACGAGCUGUGCAACUUCCCCGAGGCCAUCGAGCCCAAACCCGACUGCGUCGCCGGAGCCGGAGCCUCGGGAUCCGGAGCGACCGGAGGAUCUGGCAGUACAAGUGGAUCUGGCAGUACUAGUGGAUCUGGAAGUACUAGUGGAUCUGGAAGCACUAGUGGAUCUGGAAGUACCGGAGGAUCGGGUAGUACUAGUGGAUCUGGCAGUACUAGUGGAUCUGGCAGCACUGGUGGAUCCGGUGCCACUGGCGGUUCUGGAAGCACUGGAGGAUCAGGUAGCGCCGGCGGGUCUGAAAGUGUCGGAGGUUCCGGUAGCACUGGAAGCACUGGUGGAUCUGGAAGUACUGGUGGAUCCUCAAGCACUGGAGGUUCUGGAAGCACUGGCGGAUCUGGCAGCACCGGUCAAGCUCAGUCCUCUGAGGUGAUCGAGGGUGCUGGCCAGCCGUCCUCACAGCCGUGCCCCGGAGCCGGGUUCUUCGCCUACCCGGGGGACUGCGCAAAGUACCUGCGCUGCUGGGACCGGUUCGGCACGGGCCAGAUGGUGGCCUUUGAGUACACCUGCGCCGAGGGACUGGUGUUUGACGAUCAGCUCAGUGUGUGUAACUGGCCCAGCGCCGUCAGCAGGCCAGACUGUGCCGCCGGAGCCGGGGGAAGCAGCGGAGGAACUGCGGGAACUGGAGGAACAGGAGGCACUGGAGGCACUGGAGGUACCGGAGGUACUGGAGGAACCGGAGGAACUGGGGGCACCGGAGCUACUGGAGGAACUGGAAGCACCGGAGGUACUGGAGGCACAGGAGGUACUGGAGGCAUCGGAGGCACUGGAGGAACUGGAAGCACCGGAGGAACUGGAAGCACCGGAGGAACUGGAGGUACUGGAGGUUCUGGAGGAACUGAAGGAACUGGAGGUUCUGGAGGCACCGGCGGAACUGGAGGUACUGGAGGAACUGGCAGUACUGGAGGAACUGAAGGUUCAGGAAGCACCGGAGGCACUGGAGGUACUGCAGGAACUGGAGGUACUGGUGGUACUGGAGGUACUGGUGGUACUGGAGGUACUGGUGGUACUGGAGGUACUGGUGGUACUGGAGGUACUGGUGGUACUGGAGGUACCGAGGGAGCUGGAGGUACUGGAGGAACUGGAGGCACUGGAAGCACCGGUGGAAUUGGAGGUACUGGUGAAACUGGAGGUACUGGUGGCACUGGAGGUUCUGGAGGAACCGGAGGUACUGGAGGAACUGGUGGAACUGGCAGUACUGGAGGAACUGAAGGUUCAGGAAGUACUGGAGGCACUGGAGGUACUGCAGGAACUGGAGGCACUGGAGGCACCGGUAGCACUGGAGGAACUGGCAGUACUGGAGGCACUGGUGGAACUGGGGGAACUGGUGCAGCUGGAGGUACUGGUGGUACUGGAGGUACUGGAAGCUCUGGAGGAACCGGAGAAACUGGAGGGACCGGAGGUUCUGGCAACACCGCGGACUCUGGCGCGAACGGAGGACAAUUCACCUGCACCCAGGCCGGUUUCUUCCCGAACGAAGACUGCAAAAAGUUCUACGAGUGUGUUGACUGGAACGGCGACGGCUCCCUGUUCGGCGUCUUCACCAAGGACUGUCCGCCGGGAACCAUGUUCGACGCCAACAUGAACGACGGCCUGGGCGGCUGCAACUUCCCCAGUGCCAUCGAGCCGCCGCCGGCCUGUCUGGGAGAGACUGGAGCGGAAGGAGGCACUGGAACCGGAGGAAGUGCAGGAGCUGGAGGAACUGAUGGUUCUGGAGGAAGCUCUGGAACUGGAGGAGGCGAGGGAACUGUAGGUACUGCUGGAGCUGGAGGAAGUGCUGGAACUGCAGGAACAGCUGGAAUUGGAGGAAGUACCGGUACUGGAGGAAGCGAGGGUACCGGAGGAACUUCUGGUACUGGAGGCAGUGCUGGUACUGAAGGAAGCGCAGGCACUGGAGGAAGUGCUGGAACUGGGGGAACUGCUGGUACUGGAGGCAGUGCUGGUACCGGAGGAGGUGCUGGAACUGGAGGAACUGCUGCAACUGAAGGAAGCGCCGGAACUGGAGGAACUGCUGGAGCCGGUGGCUCUGAGCUCGAAGGCUCUGGCGAUAUUGAAGGAUCUGGUGUGACCGGUGGCACUGGAGAAAUUGAAGGAUCUGGGGACAUCGAAGGCUCUGCAUCGAGCGGCGAAGGACAGUUUACCUGCACCCAGGCUGGGUUCGUCCCGCAUGAAGACUGCAGAAAGUUCUACACUUGCGUGGACUGGUUCGGCGACGGCAGCUCCUUCACAGUCUACACGCAGGACUGCGCCCCGGGAACCAUGUUCGAUGCCAACAUGAACGACGGGGACGGCGGCUGCAACUUCCCCGGUGCCAUCGAGCCGCCGCCAGCCUGUCUCGGAGAGGCUGGAGCAGAAGGAGGCGCUGGAACCGGCGGAAGUGUAGGAGCUGGAGGAGGCGAGGGAACUGGAGAAACUGCUGGAACUGAAGGAAGUGCCGGAACUGGAGGAACUGCCGGGACUGGAGAAAGUUCUGGAACUGGAGGAGGCGAGGGAACUGGAACUGCCGGAACUGGAGGAAGUGCUGGAACUGGAGCAAGUGCUGGAAAUGGAGGAAGUGCUGGAACUGGAGGAAGUGCUGGUACCGGAGGAUCAUCUGGAACUGGAGGAACUGAGGGCACUGGAGGAGGUACGGGCUCUGGAAGUGCUGGAACUGGAGGAAGUUCUGGAGCUGGAGGAAGCGAAGGUACCGGAGGAACUUCUGGAACUGGAGGAAGCGAGGGAACUGGAGGUACUGCUGGAACUGGAGGAAGCGCUGAAACUGGAGGAACUGCUGGAACUGGAGGAAGUUCUGGAGCUGGAGGAAGCGAAGGUACCGAAGAAACUUCUGGAACUGGAGGAAGCGAGGGUACUGGUGGUAGUUCUGGAACUGGAGGAACUGCUGGAGCCGGUGGCUCUGAGGUCGAAGGCUCUGGCGACGUUGAAGGAUCUAGCGUGACCGGUGGCACUGGAGAAAUUGAGGGCUCUGGGGACAUCGAAGGCUCUGCAUCGAGCGGCGAAGGACAGUUUACCUGCACCCAGGGUGGAUUCUUCCAGCAUGAAGACUGCAAAAAGUUCUACGAGUGUGUUGACUGGAACGGCGACGGAUCACUGUUCGGCGUCUUCACCAAGGACUGUCCGCCGGGAACCAUGUUCGACGCCAACAUGAACGAAGGUCUGGGCGGCUGCAACUUCCCCAGUGCCAUCGAGCCGCCGCCCGCCUGUCUGGGAGAGACUGGAGCGGAAGGAGGCGCUGGAACCGGAGGAAGUGCAGGUACCGGGGGAACUUCUGGAUCUGAAGGAAGUGAGGGUACCGGAGGAUCUUCUGGAACUCAAGGAAGUGCUGGGACCGGAGGUACUGCUGGAACUGGAGGAAGUGCUGGGACUGGAGGAAGUGCUGGGACUGGAGGAAAUUCUGGAACUGGAGGAAGCGAGGGCACUGGAGGAAGCGAGGGCACUGGAGGAAGUACAGGCUCUGGAGGAACUGCUGGCACUGGAGGAAGUGCCGGAACAGGAGGAAGCGAAGGCACCGGAGGAAGUGCCGGAACUGGAGAAGGUGCUGGAGUCGGUGGCUCCGAGCUCGAAGGCUCUGGCGAUAUUGGAGGAUCUGGUGCGACCGGUGGCACUGGAGAAAUUGAAGGCUCUGGCGACAUCGAAGGUUCUGGAUCGAGCGGCGAAGGACAGUUUACCUGCACCCAGGGUGGAUUCUUCCCGCACGAAGACUGCAAAAAGUUCUACGAGUGCGUUGACUGGAACGGCGACGGUUCCCUGUUCGGCGUCUUCACCAAGGACUGUCCACCGGGAACCAUGUUCGACGCCAACAUGAACGAAGGCCUGGGCGGCUGCAACUUCCCCAACGCCAUCGAGCCGCCGCCAGCCUGUCUCGAAGAGGCUGGAGCGGAAGGGGGCGCUGGAACCGGCGUAAGUGCAGGUACUGAGGGAAGUGCAGGAGCUGGAGGAGCUGCUGGAACUGAGGGAAAUGCUGGAACCGGAGAAACCGGCAGCUCUGGCACCGGUGGCUCUGAGGUCGAAGGUUCUGGCGAUCUUGAAGGCUCCGGUGAGACUGGUGGUACCGGAGAAGUUGAGGGCUCCGGAGAAAUUAUAGAGGGCUCUGGCGACGUUGAAGGCUCCGGCGACAUCGAAGGCUCUGCAUCGAGUGGCGAAGGACAGUUUACCUGCACCCAGGCUGGAUUCUUCCCACAUGAAGACUGCAGGAAGUUCUACACUUGCGUGGACUGGUUCGGCGACGGCAGCUCCUUCACAGUUUACACGCAGGACUGCGCCCCGGGAACCAUGUUCGAUGCCAACAUGAACGACGGGGACGGCGGCUGCAACUUCCCCGGUGCCAUCGAGCCGCCGCCAGCCUGUCUAGGAGAUGCUGGAGCGGAAGGAGGUGCUGGAACCGGCGGAAGUACUGGAACUGGAGGAAGCACUGGAACCGGAGGAAGUGCCGGGUCUGGAGGAAGUGCCGAGUCUGGAGGAAGUGCUGGUACCGGAGGAUCCUCUGAAACUGAAGGGAGCGAAGGUGCCGGAGGAACUUCUGGAGCUGGAGGCAGCGCUGGAGCCGGUGGCUCUGAGGUCGAAGGCUCUGGCGAUGUUGAGGGCUCCGGCGAGACCGGUGGCAUUGGAGAAGUUGAGGGCUCCGGAGAAAUUGAGGGCUCAGGGGACAUCGAAGGCUCUGGGGACAUCGAAGGUUCUGCAUCGAGCCCCGAAGGACAGUUUACCUGUACCCAGGGUGGAUUCUUCCCGCACGAAGACUGCAGAAAGUUCUACGAGUGCGUUGACUGGAACGGCGACGGCUCCCUGUUCGGCGUCUUCACCAAGGACUGUCCGCCGGGAACCAUGUUCGACGCCAACAUGAACGACGGCCUGGGCGGCUGCAACUUCCCCAGUGCCAUCGAGCCGCCGCCGGCCUGUCUGGACGGAGCCGAGGGCGCCGUGGAAGGAUCGGGAGAGGAGGGCGAGGGAGGAACUGCUGGAGGAACUGGCGAAGGGUCUACUGGUGGAUCUACAGGAACGGGUGGAGAAUCAGCCACUGGAGGAUCUACUGGAACGGGUGGAGAAUCAGCCACUGAAGGAUCUACUGGAACUGGCGGAGAGACAGCUACUGGUGGAUCUUCCGGAACUGGCGGAGAGUCGACCACUGGAGGUUCUACUGGAACGGGUGGAGAAUCAGCUACUGGCGGUUCUACAGGAACGGGUGGAGAAUCAGCCACUGCAGGAUCUACUGGAACUGGAGGAUCUACCGGAUCUGGCGGAGAGUCAGCUACUGGAGGAUCUACAGGAACUGGUGGAGAAUCAGCCACUGGAGGAUCUACAGGAACUGGUGGAGAAUCAGCCACUGGAGGAUCUACAGGAACUGGUGGAGAGACGGCCACCGGCGGCUCUGGCGAAUCUAGCAGUGGAUCCGGCAGUGGAUCUGGCAGCAGUUCCGGCGGCUCCGGCAGCUCUGAGGAGUUCUCUCUGACCUGCGGCCGCUCCGGCGCGCUGCGCCACCCGGUGUUCUGUAACCAGUUCUACCGGUGUGAGUGGAGCGGAAAGCUCUGGUCGUUCGUGGUCGGCGCGUGCUCCGACGACCAGAUCUACGACGAACAGCAGCAGACCUGCGUCCAACGACCGGCCGGGGAGACGUGUAUGGCCAUGGGUUUUGGCCUGCCGAGCGGAGACGGGGACGGCGCCCUGCCCGGCGGGGUGCUCCCCGACGGCACCUUCCCCGGCGGAGAACUGCCCGACGGCGUCGAGAGCGACGGUGAAGGCGUCGUUAUCGACGGAGAGACGGUGCAGAUCCCCGGCAGCUUUGCCAACGACGACACUGAGGACUUCACCUGCAGUGCGGAAGGAUUCUUCGAGUUCCCGGGUGACUGCGCACACUUUUACCGCUGCGUGACGCUCGACUCCGGAGAUCUCACCACUCUUCUGUACAAGUGUCCCGAGCGGUACGUGUACGACCCGAGCCAGCGACGCUGCGAGUCCGUCGCCCGGGCGCCCGCCUGCGUCACAGACUCCUCUGCGGUGCUCGAGCUCCGGACGCCCCUCUUCGUGCAUCAACUCCAGGAGAGUCAGCUCAAAUCGUUCUUCCGGCGCCCCGCCAACCCCCUGCUGAGGAUCGGCGGCGGCAGCGACGACGGCAUGCCCUACUACGAGAUGAACGGCCUGCGCAGGGCCAGGGGCGCCUAUUCUCCCUAACUUACUGCCACCUAUCGGCAUGACGCGGAACUAUAGAUUCCGUCUCGGGCCGCUGCCGUUUGCGGAGCUGCCGUCGUGAGGGGACCAUUUAACGCCCUAAAUUCGGGGCGGUAUUUAUUAUUAUUGAUCUGAGUUGGCAAAGUGGGCAUUUCGAGCAUUUUUAUAUCGCGUACACGCUCGAAUGGUGGCCGUUUGGCCGGGACAUUUAACGCUAUACUUGUGCCAACUCGUCGGUGUGUGGUAGGAAGUGUGGACGCCAACGCGUGAAAUUCUCAUGGACAAAAUGCGGCAUUAAAAUACCUGACAUGACGAACAGAAAGUGAGAUGAGAUUAGACCUAUGUGCCGUUGGUAAAGUUCAAUAUUCGUGGCAUUAUUGACAAUCACGAUAUUUUGAUCCAGGUUAUUAUUCUUGUUAAGAUUAGAGUCCCCACUGAGGUGGACCAGUUUGCUGAAGCUCGUGCGCCGGCGAAGUGUAUAGGUAUGUCUGUGUGUGUAUUGUAUGUGUGUGGCGGUCGGCCUAUCUCCCCGUCCCGAGCCGCCGUCCACGCUGUGAUGAGAUGUGAUGUGAUUAUAUGUGACGGUAAGGGUGUAUUCGCGGUCCGACGGCCAUCCGCUAACCUUAGGUCGAGGUAUCCCAGGUAUACAGGGCAUCAGCUGUGUGUGAGCGGGCUCACACACAGCCGAAUAAAGGCGUGAAAUGUGA
This is a messenger RNA of Amphibalanus amphitrite, 7558 nucleotides long. RefSeq lists its product as uncharacterized. Bases 93 to 6854 code for a protein of 2253 amino acids. Gene Ontology annotation, molecular function: chitin binding. NCBI's taxonomy places the organism in Eukaryota, Metazoa, Arthropoda, Thecostraca, Balanomorpha, Balanidae. The transcript is spliced from 14 exons. Gene Ontology annotation, cellular component: extracellular region. The record is from RefSeq and is a predicted model, not a curated record.